CUUCUUCCAGCGCUCUCCAUCGCUCGUUGUCUCCUCUCCAUCUCUCACUCGGUGGCCAUGCCCAUCACAAUCUACGACUCGGACUACCCCGCCCCCUUCCUGCCGCAGCAGUCGAUCUUCGACUUCCUCCUCCCGCCGGGGCCGGGGGUGAGCCCCAUCCCGGACUGGUCGCCUGCGCAACCACUGUUCAUCGAUGGGCUCGACGGACGUGUGAUCACGCGCGGAGAGCUGCGCGACAAUGCGCUGCGCAUUGCCUCGGGCCUCCGCGCGGUGGGCGUCAAGCGCGGCGACACGGCGUGCAUCUGGGGCUUCAACAGCCUCGAGUACGUCCAGGCCGGGUACGCGCUCAUGGCCGCGGGCGUGAUCGCCAGCCCGGCGAAUGCUGCCUAUCAACCUCUCGAGGUUGCGCAUCAGCUCAACGACUCGAACUCGACGUUCAUCUUCAUCGCGCCAGCCCUCCUCCCUGCGUUCGAGAAGGCGCGUCCUCACCUCAACGCUCCGUUCCCAAACGAGCGCAUCGUCUUGCUCUGCAAGCCGCAGGACAAGCCGGCGGGCUCGCCGUACAAGCUGAUCACGGAGAUUCUGGGGGAGCCUGCUGAGCCCGAGCAGUUCAACGGCAAGGACGCGCAGGAGGUGGCUUGGCUCUGCUACUCAUCCGGCACGACGGGCCUGCCGAAGGGUGUUAUGACGUCGCAUUUCAACCUCACGAGUCAGUUGCAGGCGGGCGUGCUCGGCAUCGAGCAUCUCGAGAGCGGGCACGACGCUGUUCUUGGCGUCCUCCCGAUGUCUCACGUGUACGGCUUGGCCUACAUCCUCAUGAUGCCGUCGACGAUGGGCGUGCCUGUUGUCAUCCUCCCACGGUUCGACGAAGAAGCCACCCUGCACAUCAUUCAGAAGUACAAAAUCACAUACGGGCUCAUAGUUCCCCCAAUCCUUCUGGUGCUGCUCCACUCGAAGCUCUUGGCCAAGUACGACAUCUCGUCGAUGCGCGCGAUGGUGUGCGCCGCGGCGCCAUUGUCGGCGCUGCAAGCCGAGGCGUUCGCCGCCAAGUUCCCCGAUAUCAAGCUAAUGCAGGGGUACGGGAUGACCGAGUGUUCGCCGGCAACGCACGUGAUGGCGGCGCACGAGGUGGAGGGGAACGAGGGCUACUGCGGGCGCAUGUUGCCGACGUUCCAAGCGCGGCUGGUGGACCACAACACGGGGCUGGACGCGGCGCCGGGCGAGCGCGGCGAGCUGUGGCUCCGCGGACCCAACAUCAUGCUCGGGUACCACAACCGACCGGAGGAGACGGCGAAGAGCAUGGCCCCCGGCGGGUGGUACAAGACCGGCGACGUGCUGACGCGGCGCGACGACGGGUGGUGGAAGGUCGUUGACCGCGUUAAGGAGCUGAUCAAGUACAAGGGGUUCCAGGUGGCGCCGGCCGAGCUCGAGGGCCUGCUGCUCAAGCACCCCAAGGUGAUUGAUGUGGGGCUCUGCGCCGUGUACGACGAGAGCCAGGCGACCGAGCUGCCGCGCGCGUACAUUGUCGUCGCGCCCGACUACAAGGACGAACGUGGGGUCGGGCGCGAGGUCGCGGACUGGCUCGCGUCGCAGGUCGCGUCGCACAAGCGCCUGCGCGGCGGCGUUGUCGUCGUGGACGAGAUUCCCAAGUCGCCGGCCGGUAAGAUUUUGCGCAAGCACCUGCGAGACCGUGCGGCGAAGGAGUGGCAGGCGGAGAGCAAGGCCAAGGGUGCCGCAAGGCUGUAAGAGGAUCUUGGAGAGAGCGGAUACCGGCGGCUAGUCCAGUAGGCUGGGAAAGGGUGAAGAUGGAUAUGUAUGAAC
Molecule: messenger RNA, 1821 nt
Organism: Cutaneotrichosporon oleaginosum
Lineage: Eukaryota; Fungi; Basidiomycota; Tremellomycetes; Trichosporonales; Trichosporonaceae
Source: RefSeq, a predicted model, not a curated record